ACCUUCCGCUCGCUGACGCCGGAAGUGAAAAAGCUGCGACAAGACGGAAUUAGCGUCUGAGUAAGUGCUAGUCAUGAGUAAACAAGUUUAACUGUAUGUAAAAACGUGUGGGGAGGCAAAAUGGCUCAGGAGAAGAAAGCGGGGCUGUUAAAAAGGACGUCGUCGUCUAAAAAGCCGCUGAAGGAGAAAGUAGUGUUGAUGUACGAUGAAAUAUUCACGAAAGUCGACCCUGCCAAGGCGAACCCUCGCUUCUGGGACGAGCUCUUUUUAAUGAAGGUGAACCUGGAGUAUCUGGAAAACAAGCUGGAGGCUCUGGAUGGAGAUGAAGUGAUGAUGAUUAAGGAAAACAUCAACAGCCUGUUCCAUCACUGCGUCCAGGCUUUGGAAGAAGACCACCAGAUCAAAGUAGUCAACGCUCUGCAGACUCUUUGCGCACUCUUCAGAGGUGUGCAUCAAAAAAACAAAUCAGCUACCGGCUUCGAUAUCAUUAAUAUGCUGGUGGGAUUCGACAAAGCUGAGCUCAGGAUGAAGGAUCUCAUGGAAAGCCUGGACAGUUUGCUCUGUGGAGACGGCUCGGAGAGCCUGAAGAGCCUGUGCCUAAAGUUGUUACUCUGUCUGGUUACGGUGACGGACAAUAUCAGUCAGAAUACUAUCCUGGAAUACGUCAUGAUCAACAGCAUAUUUGAGGCCAUUUUACAGAUCUUGUCGGAUGUUUCUAGCAGAGCACAGCAUGGCUACGACGCCGUGGUUCUCUUGGCUCUCUUGGUGAACUACAGGAAAUACGAAUCGGUGAAUCCCUACAUUGUGAAGUUAUCCAUAGUGGAUGAUGAACCAACUCUGGCUGGUAUGGGCAUGGUUAUCCAGCAAGCUCUUACAGAAUACAACAGGCAGUACAAAGAUAAAGAAGAGGACAACCACGGAGGAUUUUUUUCCACGCUGACCAGCAUGGUAGGCAGUAUGUUCAUCGCUGAUGCAGACGAGAAGCUGUCUGUGCAGACUAAUGAAGCCAUCCUGCUCGCCCUCUACGAGGCAGUUCAUCUAAACAGGAACUUCAUCACUGUUCUCGCACAAAGUCAUCCAGAGAUCGACAUUGCGGCGACGCCAGUCACACCCACCCCCACUACACCUACAACCCCGCUUGGUACCACCCCUCCUUCUUUAGACGUGAUGCAUAACCCUGAGCUGCCGCUGGACCCCAACCUUCAAACGAGCAACCUGCUCAUCACCUUUCUCAAAUAUUCCUCCAUCGUCAUGCAAGACACCAAAGACGAACACAGACUCAACAGCGCCCGACUGUGCCUCAUCAUCCUCACGUGUAUAGCCGAAGACCAGUACGCUGACGCCUUCCUCCACGACGACAACAUGAACUUUCGAGUAAACUUGCACCGAAUGCCAAUGCGGCACAGAAAGAAAGCGGCGGACAAGAACAUCCCGUCUCGACCUCUCGCAUGCGCCGUCUUGGAUCUGAUGGUCGAGUUUAUCGUCACUCACAUGAUGAAGGACUUUCCUAUGGAUCUCUACAUGCGAUGCGUUCAGAUUAUUCACAAGCUCAUCUGCUAUCAGAAGAAAUGCAGGAUUCGGCUGCACUACACUUGGAGAGAACUUUGGUCGGCCCUCAUUAACUUGCUGAAGUUCCUGCUGUCAAAUGAAACCAUCUUGCUGUCCAAACACAACAUCUUCCACUUGGCUUUACAAGUAGUCCAUCUCUUCAACAUGUUCAUCACAUACGGAGACACGUUCCUGCCAACCCCGAGCAGUUACGAUGAGUUGUAUUACGAGAUCAUACGCAUGCACCAGGUAUUCGAUAACCUUUACUGCAUGGUGCUCAGGGUCUCCACCAACGUCGGCCAGUGGAAGGAGCCAGCAAGUAAAGUCACCCAUGCGCUGGUUAACGUCCGAGCCAUCAUCAACCAUUUCAACCCGAAGAUCGAAUCAUACGCCGCCGUGAACCAUAUCUCCCAACUUUCAGAAGAUCAGGUGCUGGAAGUGGUACGCUCCAACUACGACACGCUGACUCUGAAGCUGCAGGAUGGUUUGGACCAGUUUGAGCGCUAUUCAGAGCAGCCCAAAGAAACAGCAUUCUUCAAGGAGUUGGUGCGCUCCAUCAGUCUGAACGUCAGGAAGAAUGUUUCUCUCAACACUCUGAGUCAGGAUGUUCUUUUGAAGGAGUUCUCUUCUAUAUCUUGAGAUCUUGACACCUUGACACAACCACACACCCGUAACCGUAACUAAGGGGGAAAACAAUCAAGUCAUCUUUGUCUACUAAUUUUCAAGUCUGUCCCCAUGUCCGAGUUUUGCUGGAAAUCACACCUUGCUUAACACCCAGAGCUGAAAGUGUUUGCAACUAUUUUGAUUAUACUAAUUUUCUUCUUCAGUAUAAGGGUUUUUUUGUUGUUGAUUUUAUGGAGCAUUUAUCGAUUUUCUGUUUUUCCAACAGUGUAUUUGAUUCAGAUUAAAUCCAUGUAAUAUGAGACACAUAUGCUUGAUCCUGCUGUGAUUAUUAUUAUUUUUUUUUUCAUUUUAUCAGAUUUUUCAAAAUGUUAACUGAACAGAUGAAUCAUCUUGUCUUAAUAUCCAGAGUGCAUUCAGUUGAACUAAUAAAUUCUGCUAAUAUUCUUAAAGGUUCUUCAGUUCAGAACUUCAGUGUUGUCUAGGUAUUAUAUUUAAGAGAUGUGAAGUUUGAUUGCUACAGAAUCCAAGCGAAGUUUUACAUAUAUGUAUACGUAAAUAAAAAUGUCAGAAAGCACCCACCGUGACUAUACCUACUGUCCCACUUGGUACAUUCUCUGGACUUGAUGCGCAAUCAUAGACACCAUCCUGGACACCACCCAGCCACUUGUUCUCCAAGUCAAUCAAGACUCCAUCAUUCUUGUACCUAUACCCGAGGCCUACUAUGCUGACGACGUACUCCAGAGAACUUCAGACUUGGUGAUUGUCACUCAGAUGAUGAAGGACUUUCCUAAGGAUCUAUGUGAUCUGCUGUCCGAAGAAAUGCAGAAUUAGGCUAAACUAUACUCAGAGAGAACUCUGAUCAGCACUCCUCAACUUGCUUAAACACAUCUUUCACUCGACUCUGUCGGUUGUCCAUGUAUGGAGAUGCAUUCUUAUAUACUCUGAGCAGUUCUGAUGACCUGUAUUACGAGAUCAGAUCUUUAUCGCUUGGUGCUCAGAAUCCCCACCAAUGAGUAAAUGCUGAUGUGCUUGAUAACGUCCGAGGCAUCAUUUACCAUUUUAACUCUAAGACUGAAUCCUAUUCGGAGCAGCCAAGAAGUGGAUUUGAGAGAGGCGCUUCAAGGUUUUUCUUUUCAAUGAAUUCUGUUCUAUAUCCUGAGACGACUACCAACAGCCCAUAACUAUAACGACAAACACAAUAACCGUCAAUCAUGUAACUACUGAUUUUCAGGUGUAGUUCUUCUUGGAGUCACGGUUUAACACCCCAACUUGAAUGUGUUUGCAGAUUGUCAGUAUAUUUUUUGUUUCGUUUUGUUUUAUGCAGCAUUUAUUGGUUAUCUGUUGUUGUUCUUGUAUUUUUUGCUUUUCUUCCCUGACUACAUUCAUUACAAAUCAUGUUUUUGGUGUCCUGCUGAACUGCUUGAUUUCAUCUGGAUAUUGAAAAGGUUAACUGACUUGAUUUAAUGUACAGAGUGCAUUAGUGAACUAACAAAUUCUGACAAUAUUUAAAUUGGAUUAAUUUUUGAUAAAUCUUCAGUUCAGAUCAUCAGUGUUUCCCCGGUAUAAUGUUUAUAAUGAUGAACAUUUUAGUUUUUAUGUAAUGGUCAAAAGUCAUUAAAGAAAUUGGUAAAAUUUAAGCAAGCACCCAUUCAAAAUAUUCAUGGUGAGCUACUGUUAUGACCCUUGACACAUUGUGUUUGAUUUUUAUUUUUAUUUUUUAAACCUACUACUCACAAUGUUCACAUGCAUAAUGUACUCGUUUCAUUACUGGCAUUACUAGAUUGUCGUAGGAAAGAAAUAAAAACUCAAAUAGAAAGAAAA
Molecule: messenger RNA, 3993 nt
Organism: Pangasianodon hypophthalmus (striped catfish)
Lineage: Eukaryota; Metazoa; Chordata; Actinopteri; Siluriformes; Pangasiidae
Gene: armh3
Product: armadillo like helical domain containing 3
Exons: 1
Coding region: 121-2187 (688 amino acids)
Biological process (GO): regulation of Golgi organization
Cellular component (GO): cytosol
Source: RefSeq, a predicted model, not a curated record